AUGGGUUCCCUGGGCACCACGACAAACUCUUCAGACAACCAGUUUGCCUCGCAUUCACCCGAGUCGACCAUCGCAGCCGCGCAACAACACCUCCAAGACCAUGGCUGGGCCGUGAUCCCCGACGUGCUCACGCCCGAAGAAAAUUCGCGCGUGCUGUCGCAGUUGUGGGCGGCGGCCGACAAGUUCCGCAAGCUGGGCGACGACACGUACAUGCCGAUGCUGGACCCGAAUGCGGCCAACAUCCGCGUCUUCUACCUCAUGGCACUCGACAAGAUCUUCCGCGACCUGGUCCAGCAUCCCGUCGCGGUGGAGAUGGUCGAGAAGGUGCUGGGCGACAACUGGUUGAUCAGCAACUUCACGGCCAACAUUGCGCGACCCGGGUCCAAGAGCAUGGCCCUGCACAGCGACCAGUCCCUGGUGAUGCCCGAGCCGUGGACGUCGACGUGGGCCCUGAACGUCAUCUGGUGUCUGGAAGACGUCUACCUCGAGAACGGCGCCACGCUCUUCAUCCCCGGCAGCGACAAGUGGACCACCCGCGAGGACAUUCCCUCCAACGCGCGCUCGCUGCUGAAGCCCUUUGAGGCCAAGGCCGGCAGCAUCGUGCUCAUGAACGGCCGCGUCUGGCACACUUCGGGGGCCAAUGUGACCAAGGACAAGGACCGAGCGUUGCUUUUCGGAUACUACACCGUGCCGUUCCUGCGGCAGCAGGUCAAUUGGGCGGCCAAGAUGCCCGAGGACGUCAAGAAGGAACUGUCGCCCGAGUUGACCGAAAGGUUGGGCAUGAACGUGCACGCCAACAUGGCCCAAGUCAGUCUGUUGAAGUAUCUGGACGAGGUGUUUCCGCCGGAAGAACAAAAGGAGGGUGGUGGUGAGAAGUUGAGUUAUUGA
Molecule: messenger RNA, 888 nt
Organism: Fonsecaea nubica
Lineage: Eukaryota; Fungi; Ascomycota; Eurotiomycetes; Chaetothyriales; Herpotrichiellaceae
Exons: 1
Coding region: 1-888 (295 amino acids)
Source: RefSeq, a predicted model, not a curated record